Molecule: messenger RNA, 1218 nt
Organism: Prunus armeniaca (apricot)
Lineage: Eukaryota; Viridiplantae; Streptophyta; Magnoliopsida; Rosales; Rosaceae
Source: the annotation of a GenBank genome assembly
AUGGAUGAUUCGAGAGUGGCAAAGUGCACCUAUGGUGGUGGAACUUUAAUGCUUAUUUUGUCUUCAACUACUACUUUUGAUUGGCUGUCCAACGAGUUGUGUAGUAGGUUCAAGCUGAAGUUAGGUCAUUUUGAGUUGAGGUACUCUUAUACGGAUUGCUCCAAUUGUUUAUUUGAAUUGGAUGAUGAUUUGAAAAUCAUGUUUAUGGUAUGUGGACUGACGAAGGAUCAAUUAAUUCACAUUGCUGUUAGGGAUAAGGCUGUAGUGAAUUAUGUUCAAACUGUUAAUACGAACAUAAUUGCUUCUCCUUUUUUGUUGGAGGCUGUUCCUAACAAUUACAGUUUUGCACAAGAUGAGGAUACAUGUAAAUAUUCAAUUCAAACUGGUAGUAUUGUUGAUUCAAGUGCAGCUUCUUCUUCUUUUUUGAGUAUGGAUUUUGAUGGUAUUAGCAGUGAGUAUGGAAAUGAAUAUUUAGGCAAAUAUGGUAGUUGUGGAGGUCGUAAGUAUUUGUCUACUGAUUGGGAGGGUUAUAUUACUCAUGAGGGUCAGAAGUUUGAGGGUGGAGUUUGUGAAUUCCGUGAUAAGUUGGCUAAGUACUCGAUUGAGAAUGGUUUUAAGAUGAAAUAUUUGAAAAAUGAGCCUCGUCGUGUUACUGCUGUGUGUGCUAAGAAGGAAUCAAAUGGCUGUGAGUGGCAUGUGCAUGCUGUUAAGUCGAAUGUAAAUGGAUUUUUUUAUAUUAAGAACUUAAAUAAUGCACACAGUUGCAGUGGUUUGAUCCGUGAGAAGAGAAAUAAGGCAAUGGGGUCUCGUUUGGUGUCUUCAAUUGUCAAAGAUAAGGUUCGUAGCAAUCCUUUGGUAAGGCCUAUUGAGCUGAUUACUGAUUUGAAGGAGAAUUAUGGAUUGGAUAUCCUUUAUCAUGUUGCGUGGUAUGGGAAGGAGUCGGCUACUAAGGAUUUGCAUGGUGAUGAGGAGUUGUCUUAUGCUCACCUGCCUUGGUAUGUGAAUGUUUUGAAGGCCAGCAAUGUCGGAUCUCAUUGUGUGCUUGACUGUGGCGAGGAUGGUUCUCGUUUCCAGCGGAUCUUUAUAUGUUUUAAGGCCUCCAUUGAUGGUUUUCGGUGGUGUAGGCCUAUGCUGUUCAUUGAUGGUACUUUCGUCACAAACAAGUACAAGGGUACUCUUCUAGGAGCUACUGCAAAGAAUGAAAAUAAAGGUAUGUAA